Molecule: messenger RNA, 1062 nt
Organism: Pichia kudriavzevii
Lineage: Eukaryota; Fungi; Ascomycota; Pichiomycetes; Pichiales; Pichiaceae
Exons: 1
Coding region: 1-1062 (353 amino acids)
Biological process (GO): cytoplasmic translation
Cellular component (GO): cytosol
Molecular function (GO): mRNA binding; metal ion binding
Source: RefSeq, a predicted model, not a curated record
AUGCCUCCAAAGAAAAACGCAAAGAACCAACAAAAAGAAGCGGAAAAGAGGGCCAAAGCAAAGUCCAAGGCUAAGAAUGCAGAUGAUAAAACUUUUGGUUUGAAAAAUAAGAAUAAAUCUAAAAAGGUUCAAGAAUAUGUCUCUCAAGUCAAGGCAGGCGUGCCAGCAGAUAUUAAGAAACAGCAGGAACUAGCUAAAAGACGUGCUGCCGAAAAGAAGGCCGCUGAAGAAGCGAAGAAGGAAGCUUUAAAAUUACUUCAAGGUUCAAUUGGUACUCAGAAAGUUCCAUUUGGUGUCGAUCCAAAAAGUAUAUUGUGUGAGUUUUUCAAACUUGGUACUUGUACAAGGGGCAAGAACUGUAAAUUCAGUCAUGAUAUGAACAUUGCCAGAAAAGCAGCAAAGAAAGAUUUAUAUACAGAUGAUAAAGAUGAUAAAGCCGACAAGGAAGCAGAUACUAUGGACAAUUGGGAUGAAGAGAAGCUUCGGAAGGUCAUUCUAUCUAAGCAUGGUAAUCCAAAGACCACCACCGAUAAGGUUUGUAAAUACUUCAUUCAGGCUGUUGAAGACCAAAAGUAUGGUUGGCUAUGGGUUUGUCCUAAUACCGACCCAAAGAAUAAGGUGGAAUGUAAAUAUAGACACUCUUUACCACCUGGAUUCGUUUUAAAGACCAAGGAGCAGCGUAGAUUAGAAAAGAUGGCUCUUGAAAAUCAACCAAAGAUCACACUUGAGGAUUUCAUCGAAACUGAAAGGGAUAGAUUACCAAAGGAUAAGUUGACUCCUAUUAAUCCAGAAACUUUUGCCAAGUGGAAGAAGGAACAUAAACAACAAAGAUUUAACAUGAACAAUAAGGACAAGAAGCAACUCACUGGCCGUGAGAUUGUUUUAAAGAGGUUCGAGGAUAAAUUCUUGAGAGAAGAAGAAUUGAGUGCAGACCACGGUACUGAAAUUGACAUGUCUCAAUUUAAGAACGCAUUAGAUGAAAUUGAAGAUGAAAAUGAACCAAAGGUCAAGGACUAUGGUGAUGGUUCUAAUGCUUUUGCCGAAGCCAACAAAGUGGAAUAA